GCUAAGCAGGUCCAUGUCAGGGUCCAUGUUCACAGCAUCACAGUUCUCCGUCGCCAUUUUGCCGUCAAUGGGGAGGGGCGGGGCCACAUUACUGCAGUCGUUACGUACACUGUAAACAGGAAGUUGUCCGCUAGAUUUUCGGACCUGAGAGAGAAAGUCAUGGGCAAAAGCUGUAAGGUGGUUGUGUGUGGCCAAAGUUCAGUUGGUAAAACGGCUGUUUUGGAGCAACUAUUGUAUGCCAACCAUGUUGCAGGUUCGGAGCCCAUGGAGACCCUGGAGGAUAUCUACAUCGGCUCAAUAGAGACUGACCGUGGUACACGAGAGCAGGUGCGCUUCUACGACACCCGUGGACUCCGAGAUGGGAUGGAGUUUCCCCGACAUUACUACACUUUUGCAGAUGGCUUUGUACUUGUUUACAGCAUUGACAGUAAAGAAUCCUUUAAGCGGAUGGAGGCACUCAAAAAGGACAUAGAUCGUCAUAGAGACAAGAAAGAGGUGACCAUCGUUGUGCUGGGUAACAAGCUGGACAAGCAGGAUGAAAGGAGAGUCGACUCUAACCUGGCCCAGAACUGGGCGAAGAACGAGAAGGUUCGUUUGUGGGAGGUGUCGGUGGUGGACAGACGCACUCUCAUCGAACCCUUUGUCUACCUGGCGAGCAAAAUGACCCAGCCGCAGAGCAAGUCCACCUUCCCUCUCAGUCGCAACAAGAAUAAGGGCAGUGGUUCAACAGACAGUUAAAUGACCAAACACUGUUUUCAUGUUGAAGAGGGAGGAAAAAGGGAGAAGAGGUGUGUUAAAGGGAACCUUGUUUUACUAAAGGAUCAAUUUUGAUAUCAUGAAGGACUGAGGACUGAGUAAAAGUUGGCUUUUUAAGAAUGUAGAGGAGCAAUGAGAGGAAAGGCAGCAUGAUUGUAUGGAUAUUUCUGUGCAGUCAGCAUCUGUUUUAUUGCUAUAGCAUCCAUAUUUCAUGUUUUGGUGAAACACUUACUACUUUAAUUAUUACUGAGAGAAAAUGGUGAUCUCUUGAUUUUAUUUUGUCAUAUCAGCUAAGAAAUUGAAGAAUGUAAGGUGCUUUUGUUUGCCACCCCCAUUUUAUUGGGCUGAAUUAUGGUCAAACUGUUCAUCCACAUUCUUUAUAAUUACUGCUGUUGUUGUUGGGCCUACCACUACUGACAAUCAGCAUUUGAAGAACAUUUGAACAGUCCAAAGUUUUCAGCUAUCAUAGAUUCAUGGUGCUCACUGUAUAGAUAAAUUAGGACCCAGCACACAUGCACACUGGCUACUGUUUUAUAUAUGUACACACAGACUGAAUCAUAAAUGGCACCAGUUUCAAAUGUUACCUACUUGUUGCAUCACACAAACGCUGAGUUUCACAUUUUGGAAAAGUUAUGAUGAGUGACAGGAUUUAAUGAAACAUUAUUGAUGAUGUUCACUGUGCUGUUUGUUGGUCUGGAUAUUUGUUACACUAUAUACAGUUUAUAUGUAUGCAGAAAUUCACUGUUGGAUAUUGUUGAGUGAAUGAUUGACAUUCCUUACCACGUAUGGCCUUCUUAACAGGCUUUAAAAGUUUGAAUAUGAGAUAAAAGGAAUUCAGAUGAAAGGCAGUUUCUGCGGGCUCAGGUGCUACUUUUUUCUGCUUGCUACACAUUAAAAGAACAUGGGGUACAAUAUACAGUAAAAUGUCAUAUCUUUAACAACGUGACUCAUCAAAUUAUCAGUUACAGUCACUGCUGAAAUUAAAGCUGGUCUGUUUAUACUGAGCUAUAAAAUAAAACCCAUAAGAACACAUUCACUGACCUGUUCAUUCAGGGUGCAACAUAAAGUCAAAUAUGUGCAGCUUUUUACUGAAAGGGGGAAAUCUGUUGAUAUUGUCUUGAAUAUCAUUGUGUUUGUGCCAGACUCAACAACAUGUAUCAUUCAACUUUUUUGUGAAUAUUUAGCAUUAAAAUCUGAAAUGUGUUUGCUUGAUACUUGUUUGCAUGUUUUGUAAACAAAUUAAAAGUAUUUCUCCUGUGCCUAA
This is a messenger RNA of Lates calcarifer (barramundi perch), 2020 nucleotides long. It is a transcript of the gene nkiras2, whose product is annotated as NFKB inhibitor interacting Ras-like 2. Gene Ontology annotation, molecular function: GTPase activity; GTP binding. The transcript has 4 exons. Gene Ontology annotation, biological process: canonical NF-kappaB signal transduction. The record is from RefSeq and is a predicted model, not a curated record. The coding region runs from base 160 to 738 and encodes 192 amino acids. Lineage: Eukaryota; Metazoa; Chordata; Actinopteri; Centropomidae.